Molecule: messenger RNA, 1939 nt
Organism: Pseudoliparis swirei
Lineage: Eukaryota; Metazoa; Chordata; Actinopteri; Perciformes; Liparidae
Gene: lcat
Product: lecithin-cholesterol acyltransferase
Exons: 7
Coding region: 127-1434 (435 amino acids)
Biological process (GO): lipid metabolic process
Molecular function (GO): phosphatidylcholine-sterol O-acyltransferase activity
Source: RefSeq, a predicted model, not a curated record
GCAAAGAGUUUCUACCUGCCCCGCCUCUCCCUCUCUCCCUCCACCUCCAGCAUCACACACACACGCACACACACACACGCACACGCUCGCGCGCACACCGAGGCAAAGCAGCAGUCAGACAGAAGCAUGGGCACCGCAGGACGCGUCUGCUCGGCGCUGCUGGUCGUGGUCCUGCUGGGCCUCCACCACUCCGCGGGGUUCUGGAUCGUCAACGUCGUCUUCCCGCCACACACCAAGUCCAGGGUGACGAGCAACAGCACUCCUCCGCUCAUUAUCGUCCCUGGGAACUUGGGGAACCGCCUGGAAGCGAAGCUGGACAAGCCGACGCUGGUCAACUGGAUGUGCUACAAGAAAACCGAUUACUGGUUCCCGCUGUGGAUUGACCUCAACAUGUUCAUGCCUGUCGGUGUAGACUGCUGGAUCGAUAACAUGAGACUCGUUUACAACAGGACGACUCGUCGUUCAUCCAACUCGCCCGGGGUCCAGGUGCGGGUGCCAGGAUUCGGGCAGACGUAUCCCAUUGAGUUCCUGGACUCUAACAAACUGGCUGGUUAUUUUGCCACGAUGGUGCAACGUUUGGUCAGCGUGGGCUACACCCGCAACGAGACGGUCCGAGGAGCUCCGUACGAUUGGAGGUUAGCUCCUAACGAGAAUGCCGAGUAUUUCACGAAGCUGCAGGACCUGGUGGAGGAGAUGUACGAGCAGUACCAGAAGCCCGUCUACCUGCUGGCACACAGCAUGGGCUGCCACUACGUCCUCUACUUCCUCAACCACCAGCCCCAGGCCUGGAAGGACAAGUACAUCGCGGGCAUGAUUUCCCUGGCGGCUCCAUGGGGGGGCGCUGUUAAGCCGCUGAGAGUCUUGUCGUCAGGGCAAAACGACGGCAUCCCGAUGAUCUCCAACAUCAAGAUCCGCGAGGAGCAGCGGAUGGCCACGACUAAUCCCUGGAUGCUGCCCUCUGACUCAGUCUGGCCAAAGGACCACGUGUUCAUCUCCACGCCGACCUUCAACUACACCAACCAGGACUACGAGCGCCUCUUCACGGAUAUCAACUACGAGAACGGCUGGUACAUGUGGGAGGACACCAAGAACCUGACCGGUGCGCUCCACCCACCCGGCGUGGAGGUGUGGUGCAUGUACGGCAUGGGCCUUCCGACUCCGGUGACGUACAUUUACGACGAGGAGUUCCCCAACGCGGAUCCGGUGGACUACGUCUACGCCGACGGGGACGACACGGUGGACAGCUUCAGCAUGAGCCUGUGCAAACGCUGGGAGGGGCAGCAGGAGAAGCCCGUCCACGUCACCGAGUUCCGCGGGCUGGCCCACCUGGACAUAGUGUUCAACGAGCAGGUGCUCAACCAAAUCCAGCACAUCCUGGGGGGCAAAUCAGACACGCCCAGCGAGAUUGACGUCCGAUUUAAAAGGAGUAUUUAAAAGGAGUAAAACAAAAACAACAACAAAAACACAUUCCUGAUUAUUUAAACAGCUGACUUUUGAGUUUGUUUAUCUGUCAAGUGAAGAAACACAUUCCACAUACGUCAUUUAUUAGCAUGUCUGCUCUUUCAAGUUCUAAACCAGUCUGGGUCAGCAAUGGAUCUUUUAUUAUUUUAUUUUAAAUCAUGUUUUCAGUAUUUCCAAAGUGCCCACUCAUCCAAUGACACAUAUGUAUCAUAUUCCAUGGAUAUGAGAGUGUGACUUUAACGAAAAGGUUACAGGGGUCUCAGCAGUAUAGCCUCCUUCUUUUUUGUAUUAUAUAUGUAACUGUAUUGUUUCUAUUAGGAUUUAUAUAUUUGCUUCUGUAAGAACUAUGUUUGAGUACAAUAUCAUAUAACUCAUGUAGUUCAUAUAUACGCACAUUAAACUAGCGAUGUGAAUGUAAAGGCCACCUGUAUUUGAAUGUUUUCGCUUAUGAAUAAAGCAUCUAAUUUCACAAAAAGGU